AUGACGAGCUAAGUUCUUCCAUUAUAAACUUAAGAAGAUGAAAAUUUAAACUCAGACAACAGUUAAUCUGUAAUAUCCAAAAAUUCAAGUGUAAGAUAACAACCAACUGCACCUGUUCCGAUGCCUCCUAAUAAAUUAAGAAAGAGAGGAACGGUGUAAUUGGAAAAUGAAGUUGAGGAAGAAGUGAAUUCUAUUUUUCAUCUAAGCGUUAUAUUGAUAGCGAUUUAGAGUGGAAACUUUUCUUUGGGAUAUUCCUUAUCUUAUUUAUCAAUGUCGUUCACAACUUUAUUCUCAUAAAUUACUCUAAAAGGAUCGGAAAUUGAAGAGCAGGGUUUGUUCAGUGCCGUCUUAUCAAUAGGUUAAGUAGUAGGCGCUUUGAUGACCUAGCCAUUAUUAAAAUAUACAACGAGAAAUUAAUCACUUUUAAUAGCUGAUAUAUGUGGAGUUUUGAGCAUUUUGCAAGUUGUGCCUAACAGAGAAGUAAUUCUGACAUUUCGAUUCUGUUAUGGAGUAUGUUUAGGCAUAUCUACUAUCAUUAUGCCUCUCUAUGUCAAAGAAUUGUGUCCAUAGAAAUAUUAUGAAUCAUUCUCUGUCAUGGCAGGUUUUUUAGUUGGAGGAGGAUUAUUAUUUACUAAUUUUAUGGGAUUGGGAUAUAUUAAUGAUGAAUUAAGAGGAGUCAACUCAUACUAUUGGUAGAUUGUUUUUGCUAUCCCUGCAUUAAUUCAUUUUUUGAGAUCCUUUAUUGUAACAGCUAUUUACAAAAUGGAUAGUCCUGUCGGAUUGGUUUAAAUCAAAAUGCCAUUGUCAGCCAAAUAAAUUAUAGAGAAAAUCUAUCAGCCACAAUUCAUAGACUAAGUCCUAUUGAAAUGUUAGUUAAGAGUGCAAUAUAAUGAAGAGCAUUAGGAAGGAAUACUAAGUCUUUUUACUAAAAAGCAUUUUAAAACAUUAUCCAUUGGAUGUGUCUUGGUCUUUGUGUAUACUUGGUGCGGAUUAUUUGCUUUGUUCUCGUACAGUUCGUAAAUCUUUGCUAUAAUGUCUGACGGAGAUAUAACAUUAAACACAAUAUUUACUCUUAUUAUUGGAAUUGUGCAGUUUACUCCUGCAUUUAUUUCAAAGUAUGUCUAUGGAAGGUGGGGAAAAAGACCACUAUUACUUAAUGGCCUAAUUUUCCUUAUUUUUUGUUAGAUACUCAUUAUUGGUUUGAGUUACUCUGAUGCUUUGGUUGCCACUAUUAUUAAAUUUAUUAUUAUUUGUCUCUUCUCAGUUCAAUAUGCUAUGACUUUAGGACCUAUUACAUGGUCUAUGACGCCUGAAAUCAAUUCGAGCGAGGGAACCUACUUUUGUUUUGUUACUUUAUAUGCUUGGCAAUUACUUGUUUUAUACAUAUUCCCAUUUAUGUUAGAUGGAAUUAAAAUGAGUGGAGCAUUCAUUGUAUUUGGAAUUUUAACAAUUUUAUCAACCAUAUUCUUUUACAUUUUUGUUAAAGAAACAAAGGGAUUAAACCACAAAGAAAUAGAUAGAUUAUAUGGGAAAGAAUGAGUCUAAACAAUGUGAAUAUUUAAUCAAUGUUAGAAAUCAUUUGUAUUUCAAAAAUCAUUUAAUAA
Molecule: messenger RNA, 1604 nt
Organism: Paramecium tetraurelia
Lineage: Eukaryota; Ciliophora; Oligohymenophorea; Peniculida; Parameciidae
Exons: 3
Biological process (GO): transmembrane transport
Cellular component (GO): membrane
Molecular function (GO): myo-inositol:proton symporter activity
Source: RefSeq, a predicted model, not a curated record